AUGUUCCGUAAGGCCCUACGGUACUCUCGCUCGUGUGUUUUACUCUGUGUGAUUCUCCUCGCCUUUUACGUGGUGUUAUUCAGCUUCUCUACUCUCCGUGGACAGUAUUCAGCGGAUACGGGUGCAACAAUUUCUCAGGAAACUCAUGCUCUGGUAGGAGAAUACAAGCAAAAAUGCCAGUGUCCUUCAGUGAAAAUCUGGCCACAGGGAUAUGUUCAUCUUCCCCAAUUACCCGUGUGUAAACUGAUCGAUUCUGAACAAGAGGAUGUCUGGGUGGAGCAGGGUGUUCUGCGAAUUCACAAACCAAUCGGGGGGAACAAAUCUAGACGAAUUUGCUCCGUAUUUCCCAUAAUUCGCAUGGAUGAUUUCAUCUCAGUUUACGGUGAAGGAGUGGAUGACGUCUCGGAUCACACUAAACUUCCUUGGCCAAUGGUAAUGGUCCUUUGUCAACCACGGGAAAACCUAGAAGUUAAACGUAGUGUGUCUUGGGAUGAAAGCGCGUUCAAGGAUCAAUCACGGCAUUUCAUCUGUGGUUCUCAUCCCCCACAAAAGUUACCACCCCCAACUAUUUUGAAGAAUCAAACCCCCGGCUACAAUAUUUUACUUCUCGGUUUAGAUUCUGUGUCUCAUUCAGCUGCACUGCGCCAUUUGCCAAAAACCAUGCAUAUGCUAGAAACCAACCCGAACGCAGUGACCAUGCAAUUGUACAACGUGGUCGGGGACGGGACAACCACCAACCUAUUAGCCUUGCUCACUGGGUACUUUGAAGACGAGCUCCCAGAAUCGAGGAGAUCUCGUGUGACCAGCAGCCAUAACACGACUGUUGUGGACAAAUACCCUUGGAUAUGGAAUACCUUUUCUCAGGUGGGCGGUUAUGCUACUCACUAUAUCGAAGAUAGCCCCAAAUGGGGGACAUUUCAAUACCGCCUAAUUGGAUUCGGGGUGGAAAAGACGCCUACGCAUAGCUAUGGACGUCCUUGUGUGCUGGCUGCCGACAAAGAACACGGAAAGCGAUUGGGAUGUAUAAACUCAAGAUAUACACACGACGUUCUCCUGGAGUCUUUGCGAGAGUUUUUCCACGCCUAUGCUGACCGUCCAAGGUUCAGUCUCACAUUUCUCAGUGAACUGAUUCAUGACAAUCCUGCCUACGCAACGCUUUUAGAUGACGAUCUAGUCACACUGCUGAGGCAGAUACAGGUGAAUGAUGAACAAGACUUUCUGUUCGACGAACCCAAGCCCUUUUCCAACACGAUAGUGAUACUUUUCGCCGACCACGGACCUCGACUCGGUGGAGCUCGUCUUUCUGUGCAAGGUAAACUGGAAGAAAGACUACCGCUUUUGAGCUUUAUUCUACCAAAACGUUUUUUGACCGAUUGGCCAGACGCCUUCGCCCAACUUCGUGCAAACCGGGAUCGAUUGGUCACACUGUUUGACGUUCAUGCGACUCUGAAGCACCUAUUAAUCCGACAAUAUGGAGACCACCUUGAUUCUGCGGUCAAAUCUCCGCGUGGAACAUCUUUAUUCACUCCGAUUCGAGAGAAUCGAACUUGUGCUCAGGCAUCUAUUGCCCCGCAUUGGUGUGUUUGUCUUCAGUGGUCCGAUAUCCGCGUCAGUUCGUUCCUGAGCGAUUGGCCGCCCGUGGUCUAUACAGCGGCACAACACAUCCUGAGCUAUGUGAAUCAAAUCGUACAAAGGAUCAACUCUCAUCGAGGAAUGAGUGGCAACGUACAAAAGUGCCAGAAGAUGGCACUGUCGAAAAUUACUUCAGCAGAACGGGCUUCCAUUUCAAAAGAUGUUCUUCGCUUCCAGCACAGUGCAGAUAUAGACGGACGCUUUCCUUUCUUUUCAAACUAUGUGCCAAAGCUGGACAACCAGGCCUCAUCUGUAUUCCGUCUUCAUGUUGUCCUUGAACCUGGAUCAGCCCAUUUUGAGAGCACAGUCCAUGUGAAUAUGACUUCAGGCUUGCCAGAACGACACCCCAUUGAGAUUAGUCGUCUGGAUCCCUAUGAAUCAAAGGCUUGGUGUGCCCCAACCGAUCAUCUUCCGGAGUUCAGGCGGUUUUGUGUAUGUGGAGCCCGUGAUUGAGCAACACACUAUUGGUACUGUAUGGUUUUUUUAAAAAAAACAUUGAUCUUUUCCACACAUUGGCCCAGCUUCGACCAUGGGAGCACUUUGGUUGUUUUGCUACGACUGUUUUGGCGAUAAAUAAAGCACAUUUUAUCUGACA
Messenger RNA from Opisthorchis viverrini, 2227 nucleotides. RefSeq lists its product as hypothetical. The coding region runs from base 1 to 2085 and encodes 694 amino acids. Lineage: Eukaryota; Metazoa; Platyhelminthes; Trematoda; Opisthorchiida; Opisthorchiidae. The record is from RefSeq and is a predicted model, not a curated record. The transcript has 4 exons.